CCACCGUGCAUGCAAAAUUAGAGCUCACCUCUCACAGUGACUGCCUAAAAUGUAAGGUUCCAGUCAGGGGUGGACUGACAACUCAUGGGGCCCCUGGGUAAUAGGGGAUCAUGGGGCCCCUGUGUCCUUGCCCAAACUCAAAAAAAGCCUAUGAAAAAGGUACCAGGGGCAUCUCAUGAGGCCCCCUACAGACCCCGGCCCUCGGGCAGUGCCCGAGUUUCUAAAUGGUCAGUCCGCCCCUAACAGACACACACAUACACAGAUGCACACAGACACGCACACACACACAUAGACACAGAUACACACAGACACACACGCACACAGACACACACGCACACAGCCACAUACACACAC
Messenger RNA from Staurois parvus, 354 nucleotides. Lineage: Eukaryota; Metazoa; Chordata; Amphibia; Anura; Ranidae. The record is from the annotation of a GenBank genome assembly.